GUCCACUUUCGUUUCCUACCGACCAAUCAUCACCGUCCAAGAAGCAUUCGAAACAGUCUCUCCUAUAUUAGUAUUAGAAUCCUUCCCCAAUUUUCUGUUUCAUUUCUCAAAAUCAUCAUCUUCUCUGAGAUUCAGUUCAUUUCAGUUCUAAAUAAGUAGCAAAAAUGGCUGAAACUGGACCAGACGGGACCGCGAUCACCCUGUUUUCUCCUUACAAGAUGGGCAAGUUCAGCCUCUCUCACAGGGUGGUGCUGGCACCCAUGACUAGAUGCAGAGCGUUGAAUGGGAUGCCAAACGCAGCGCUGGUGAAUUACUACACGCAGAGAUCAACUCCCGGCGGAUUUCUCAUCACGGAAGGGACUCUGGUUUCCCCUACUGCCCCUGGGUUUCCUCAUGUCCCUGGAAUUUAUACAGAAGAACAAGUUGAGGCAUGGAAGAGGGUGGUGGAUGCAGUUCAUGCCAAAGGGAGCAUUAUAUUCUGUCAACUAUGGCAUGUAGGACGUGCAUCUCAUCAAGUAUAUCAACCUGGUGGGGUUGCACCUAUAUCAUCGACGAGUAAGGCCAUCUCAAAUAGAUGGAGAAUCCUCAUGCCAGAUGGAUCCUACGGUAGAUACCCGACACCUAGGCCCUUGGAAACCUCGGAAAUACUAGAGGUAGUGGAGAAUUAUCGCCAAGCAGCCUUGAAUGCCAUUCGAGCAGGCUUUGAUGGAAUUGAGAUCCACGGGGCUCAUGGUUACCUUAUUGAUCAAUUCUUAAAAGAUGGGAUCAAUGACCGAACAGAUGAGUAUGGUGGAUCGAUCAACAACCGAUGCAGAUUCCUAAUGCAGGUGAUUCAAGCAGUAGUUGCAGCAAUUGGUGCAGAUAGAGUUGGUUUCAGAAUGUCACCAGCAAUUGAUCACCUAGAUGCCAUGGAUUCUGAUCCACUCAACUUGGGUCUUGCAGUAAUUGAAAGGCUAAACAAACUCCAGUUAAACCUUGGAUCAAAACUCACCUAUCUCCAUGUCACUCAGCCUCGCUACACAGCUUAUGGCCAAACAGAAUCAGGCAGACAUGGCACUGAAGAAGAGGAAGCUCGUUUAAUGAGAACUUGGAGAAGGGCUUAUCAGGGAACUUUCAUCUGCAGUGGUGGGUUCACAAGGGAACUAGGAAUGGAAGCUGUAGCACAAGAUGAUGCAGAUUUGGUAUCCUAUGGCCGACUUUUCAUUUCAAACCCAGACUUGGUCUUGAGAUUCAAGCUCAAUGCGCCCUUGAAUAAGUAUGUCAGGAAAACAUUUUACACCCAAGAUCCUGUUGUAGGAUACACAGACUACCCAUUUCUGAGAGAUGGGAACUUACAGGAGCCACUAUCGCGCCUUUGAAUCUGAAGUAGCUGGUCUGGAAUUAUAAUGCAUGUAUAUGAACAUAUAAUAUUUGGUUUGGAACUUUAUUAUAUAUAAUGAACAUCUUGAUGAGAAAAAUAUUAUCCUCAAAGAAGAGGAUUAUUCUA
Molecule: messenger RNA, 1486 nt
Organism: Manihot esculenta (cassava)
Lineage: Eukaryota; Viridiplantae; Streptophyta; Magnoliopsida; Malpighiales; Euphorbiaceae
Product: 12-oxophytodienoate reductase 3
Exons: 5
Coding region: 165-1358 (397 amino acids)
Biological process (GO): jasmonic acid biosynthetic process; oxylipin biosynthetic process
Cellular component (GO): peroxisome
Molecular function (GO): oxidoreductase activity; FMN binding
Source: RefSeq, a predicted model, not a curated record